Molecule: messenger RNA, 312 nt
Organism: Pristis pectinata (smalltooth sawfish)
Lineage: Eukaryota; Metazoa; Chordata; Chondrichthyes; Rhinopristiformes; Pristidae
Product: histone H4-like
Exons: 1
Coding region: 1-312 (103 amino acids)
Biological process (GO): nucleosome assembly
Cellular component (GO): nucleosome
Molecular function (GO): protein heterodimerization activity; DNA binding; structural constituent of chromatin
Source: RefSeq, a predicted model, not a curated record
AUGACUGGUAGAGGCAAAGGGGGUAAAGGACUGGGCAAAGGAGGAGCCAAGCGGCAUCGGAAAGUGCUCCGAGAUAACAUCCAGGGGAUCACCAAGCCCGCCAUCCGCCGCCUGGCUCGGAGAGGCGGCGUUAAACGCAUCUCCGGUCUCAUUUACGAGGAGAUGCGAGGUGUGCUGAAAGUUUUCUUGGAGAAUGUCAUCAGGGAUUCAGUCACCUACACGGAACACGCCAAGCGCAGGACUGUCACAGCCCUGGAUGUUGUCUACGCGCUGAAACGCCAGGGACGGACCCUUUAUGGGUUCGGUGGUUGA